AUGACCCAGCAAACCGUCAUUCGCAUUCCCGGAAAGCGGGACUCCAUCCGCAACUUCAAGGCGUUCAAGGAAGCAAUUCCUGUCCCUGCCAAGCACGAAGUUCUGAUCAAGGUCCAUUCCGUCUCCUUGAACUACCGUGAUGUUGGCGUUGCUCUUUCGCUCUAUCCCUUCCCCACCAAGGACAACGUCGUUCCCUGUUCCGAUGCUGCCGGUGUGGUUGUUGCUGUCGGCGAGGGUGUCAAGAACGUCGCUGAGGGCGACCAUGUGAUCAGCACCUUCGAUCCCACCAACCUUUAUGGCCAGCAGAUGAACUGGGAGAAUGGCCAUGGUGCCCCUGUCGACGGCGUGCUCCGUGAAUACAUCACGGUGGCUGCUGCUGCAGUCGUCCAGGUCCCCAAGGAUUCCCCUCAGAGCUUCUCCGAAUGGUCCACUCUGGUCUGCACUGGUGUUACUGCAUGGAAUGCUCUUUACGCUGCCACUCCCCUCAAGCCCGGACAGAUUGUUCUGUGUCAAGGAACCGGUGGUGUUUCCAUCACUGGAUUGAUUCUGGCCAAGGCCGCCGGUGCCAUUACCAUUGUCACUUCAUCAAGCGAUGAGAAGCUCGAGUUUGUCAAGAACAAGUUCGGCGCAGACCAUACAGUCAACUAUAAGACUCACCCCGAGUGGUCCAAGGAGGUUUUGAGAAUCACCAACGGCGAGGGUGUCGACUACGUGCUCGAGAACGGUGGUUCGGGCACCAUCGCGGAAAGCAUCAACUCGGUCAAGAUGGGCGGUAACGUUUCCGUCAUCGGCUUCCUUUCCCAGGCCAAGGAGAUGCCAGAUGUCGCUAGCAUGGCUCUCGCUAAGGGAGCUACUGUCCGUGGUAUUGUCGUUGGCUCUACCCAGCUUCUGCAGGAAGUUGCCCGAUUUGUCUCUCGCAAGGGUCUCCGUCUCCCUGUUGAGAAGGAGUUUAGCUUUUCGGAGGAGAACACCAUCAAGGCGUUUGAGUACCUUACCUCUGGCAGCCAUAUUGGUAAGGUCUGCAUCAAGGUUGUGGAGUAA
Messenger RNA from Penicillium olsonii, 1041 nucleotides. The record is from the annotation of a GenBank genome assembly. Lineage: Eukaryota; Fungi; Ascomycota; Eurotiomycetes; Eurotiales; Aspergillaceae.